Molecule: messenger RNA, 619 nt
Organism: Engraulis encrasicolus (European anchovy)
Lineage: Eukaryota; Metazoa; Chordata; Actinopteri; Clupeiformes; Engraulidae
Product: histone H2A-like
Exons: 1
Coding region: 212-589 (125 amino acids)
Biological process (GO): heterochromatin formation
Cellular component (GO): nucleosome; chromatin
Molecular function (GO): protein heterodimerization activity; structural constituent of chromatin; DNA binding
Source: RefSeq, a predicted model, not a curated record
UUAUUCAUAAUUUCACAUCACGAUCUCACUGCUGUAACUGGGCGCGGUUUUGCAACCAUGAGGUAUGGGGUAAUCUGAUUGGCUCUCAUGUCUUGGAAUUUGGCGGUAGAAAAAUCAUGGACGGGUAUAAAUACAACUCUUCAAGCAACAUAGUCAUUACGCAUUAACUACAGUUUCUCUUUGAACUUUCAGUGAAAUUAUAAUUAUUACCAUGAGCGGAAGAGGCAAGACCGGAGGGAAGGCCAGGUCCAAGGCAAAGACCCGUUCUUCCAGAGCCGGACUCCAGUUCCCCGUAGGCCGUGUCCACAGGUUGCUCCGCAAGGGCAAUUACGGUGAGCGCAUUGGGGCCGGUGCUCCCGUGUACUUGGCCGCCGUGCUUGAGUACCUGACCGCGGAGAUCCUGGAGUUGGCUGGCAACGCUGCCCGAGACAACAAGAAGACUCGCAUCAUCCCCCGCCAUCUGCAGCUGGCUGUCCGUAACGACGAGGAGUUGAGCAAACUGCUCGGCGGAGUGACCAUCGCUCAGGGAGGCGUGCUGCCCAACAUUCACGCCGUGCUUCUGCCCAAGAAGACCGCCAAGGCCCAUUAAUUUCAGCCCUCAACACUUAACAACGGCUCU